Messenger RNA from Nannochloropsis gaditana CCMP526, 397 nucleotides. RefSeq lists its product as uncharacterized. The transcript has a single exon. The record is from RefSeq and is a predicted model, not a curated record. The annotation marks the transcript as partial.
UGCGGGCUGAAAGGAAGAAAGCCAGGGAUGCAGAGUACCAGGCUCACAUGAGAAAUGGUACCUGGGAAUUAACCACUUUACCGAAGGGAGAACGAUGCAUCUCGAGUGGCUGGGUUGAAACUGAUAAGCGAGCUCAGAAUGGCAUCAUCGUAAGGAGGAAGGCAAGAUUCAUUGCAAAGGGCUACAGUCAAGAGUAUGGAUAUGAUUAUCUCCAUUCUUAUGCACCGGUUGCAUCGAUGACAACUAUUCGUUUGAUAUUAGCUUUGACGUGCAUUCUGGACUUGGAGGUGGAUAACAUGGAUGUUGAAACAGCUUACCUUCAAUCAGACCUUGAGGAAAAGGUGUAUGUUAAGCAGCCACUUGGAUAUGAGCAAAAUGGACCGAAUGGAGAGGAGCU